Molecule: messenger RNA, 1761 nt
Organism: Selaginella moellendorffii
Lineage: Eukaryota; Viridiplantae; Streptophyta; Lycopodiopsida; Selaginellales; Selaginellaceae
Product: pentatricopeptide repeat-containing protein At5g27110-like
Exons: 1
Coding region: 1-1761 (586 amino acids)
Biological process (GO): RNA modification
Cellular component (GO): intracellular membrane-bounded organelle
Molecular function (GO): protein binding; RNA binding
Source: RefSeq, a predicted model, not a curated record
AUGUAUGGCAAAUGCGGCAGCUUGCAGCGCGCGUGGGAUGUUUUUGAUGCCAUCCCCAACAAAGAUUUAGUGUCGUGGACUGCCAUCAUCACUGCUUAUGCCCGAAAUGGGCAUGGCCGCCAAGCGAUCCACCUCUUCCAUGAGCUGGAAUCGCAGGGAUUCCAUCCCGAUGCCUUCACCUACACCGCUGCUCUGGACGCCUGCUCAUCGAGCAAGGAUCUAACACAGGGCAAAGCACUCCACUCAAAGAUUCGAGAAAGAAAUCUCGAAUCCAAUGCCGCAGUUGCAAAUGCGCUGAUGAACAUGUAUUCGAAUUGCGGUUUCUUAGAUCUAGCGAGGAAUAUAUUUGAAAAUGUAAAAGAAAGAAACGUAAUAUCUUGGAACACGAUGAUUGGAGCAAAUACCCAGUGUGGACAUUUUGGCAAGGCUUUGGAGCUAUACAAAGAGAUGGAUUUGCCGCCGACGCCCGCGACGUUCGUCAAUGCCAUCGCUGCGUGCUGUGGACUGCUGGAUCUCUCGCAGGGAAAGAUCAUCCACUGCCAGGUUCGAUCCAUGGGGCUGGAAGAGAACGCGAUCGUGGCGAGCGCGCUCAUCGAUUUCUACGGCAAAUGCGGUAGGCUGGACGAGGCGCGAGGGGUGUUCGAUCGGAUCAAGAACAGAUCGAGAAGCGCCCACGUCUGGACGGCGAUCAUAUCGGCCUACACACGAUCGGGGCAUCCGGCCAGAGCGCUCGAGAUCUACAGAGAAAUGGCCAGCAUCCGAGAGAUCCAUCCCGAUGCGGUGACGUUCGUUGCGGUUCUAAACGCGUGCUCGAUCUUGAGGUGCCUAGAAGAGGGCCGACAGAUACACAGGAUGAUCGCGAGCGAUCAAAAGAGAAGAUCGAUGCUGGAAGAGAAUGGAUUCGUGGCGAAUUCGCUCAUCAAUCUCUACGGCAAGUGUGGCUGCGUAGAAGACGCGAGGAAAGUUUUCGAUUUGAUCAAGAACAGAGAUGUUGUAAGCUGGAACUCUAUCAUUUCAGCGUACGUCCAACAGGGCAAUCACCGUGAAGUGAUCCAUCUCUUCCAGAGAAUGGAAUCAGCGCUGGAACCCAACGAGAUCACAUUCCAGAGCGUGCUAGCGUCGUGCUCGCAAGCCAGAGAUUUUGAUCUGGGCUGCGAGAUCCACGCUCGUAUCGAUCGCCAAGGCUCCAUCACGCUCGCUCGCGAUUCAAAGCUCGCGAUCGCGGUCGUGGAGAUGUACUGCGGGUGUGGCUUCCCGGAUCGAGCUCAGAGGAUCAUCGAGGAGCAAAGAAUUCCGGAUUCUUGCGCAUGGACGACGACGCUGGCGGCAUACGCUCACGAAUCCAGACUCCCGGAGUUUUUCGAGCUUCAUCUCGAAAUGGAGCUCCACGGGGUGGAUUUCGACGCUGUAACUUACGUGUGCCUUCUCACUGCAUGCAGCCACGCGGGGAUGAUUGAUCGAGGAAGAGACUUCUUUUCCUCCAUGGCCGAUGAUCGAAAGAUCUCUCAAGCGGUGGAGCACUACGCGUGUGUUGUGGAUCUGCUGGCGAGGGCGGGGUGGCUAACUCAAGCCGAUGAGUUGAUUCGGGUGAUUCCGUUUGAAGUUGAUGUAGAAACGUACAUGGCGCUGCUGGGUGCGUGCAGAAUGCAGAAUGACUUCUGUCUGGGGUGCAGGAUUGUGCGGCGUGUUCUGCAGUUGAACCCACGCCACCUUGGUGCAUACUCUCUACUCCACAACAUGCUCACCAACUUUGCAAGUUAA